AUGGACGCAACUACGGCUUCAGGCCUCCCACCCAACGUGGUCAUCUUCUCUCCCCAAAACUCUCCAUCCGUCAAGUCGCUCCUUGAAGCAGGCCUUUUCACCCGCCUCGUUACCAGCGCAAGCACAACACCUGAGAAACUUGCCGCCCUCAAGAACCACGCUGAAGUGAAAGACGACUUCUGCUUGUUCCACCGAAACGCUAUCCUUAUUUUUGACGCGGGUGAGAACGCAGAUGCACACCAUGAGCACUUCCGAACUAUCUGUCUGGCGCUGAAGGAGCUGGAUAUUGGAUUGGACGUGGCUGGCUGCAUAAACGAUGCGACGGAUUCUUUGGCAGCUGGAUUUCAGCUUGACAAGGUGAAUGACAAGUCAGCACUUGUCAUUGAUCUUAUCGAGCAGGAGGAGGAUAGUGAUGAGGAGGAAGAGAUGUUUGUUAUGUUUCAAUCCUACAAGUCUUCCAGCGCCGAUUCUCAUAUUCUCGAUACGCGGUUUCGUGCUGCUAGGUCACGAUUCGAGCAAUGGGGCGCCAGCGUGGGAAUAUCGCAGGGACUUCUUCUACCAGAUCAUUAUUAUGGGUUGAAUGAUGAAAACACAGCCAGUGUGAUUCAGGACAUUCUUCACAUCAUUGCCAAAACCAUUUGUGAGGAUGGCAACCCACAGCAGAAUAUGCAUCAAAAUGAGCGGUUCACCGGGAUCCUGCAGUCGAGGCGAAAGAGGCUCAGAUGGGCCCUGGGAGGCAAGGAAGAUCGCACUGAACAGGUUGAAGUAUUUGAAACAUUGGUGCAACAGCUGCACAACCUGGUGUCAAUCGACCACAACGGCCACAAGCAUUCUGGAGAUCACAAGGAUGAGGGCUGGUCUGAUGUACGACAAAUCCUGCUCAACAUGGAGCAAGGAAUGAAAAAUGAGAUGCGACGUGAUAUCUACUCGUGGUUGGGGAUACCCUCUUCCAAUGACAAGUAUCAAGACUCUUUGGACCAACGAGUCGAAAACACGUGCAGUUGGAUCUUUGAUCGACAAGAGUUUGAGAAUUGGGUGUCUCCCGAAAACCCAACCUCUCCAGGUCUGCUCUGGAUCACCGGCCCCGCAGGCUUCGGCAAAACAAUCCUUUGCGCCCGCAUCGUGCAGCAUCUAUCGAAAACCCUCGAUUCACCUGUUUCUUACUUCUUCUUCACAUCCGACCUCGGCACUCGCGAUACUCCCUACCUAGCGUUACGAUCCUGGAUACACCAAGUCGCUGACCUACACGAAGAUGCUUUCGAAUGCGUCCGUCGCGCUUGGGAGGCAUUCCCUACAGAAAAGGCCUCUCGGAGGAACUUGAUUGAUCUCUUUGCCGAAAUCGUCGAAGCUGUACCUGGAUGCACAUUUAUCGCUGAUGGACUGGAUGAAUGCUCGCAGCUUGGGAUUGACGACUCUUCGCUCUCUCGAUUUAUCUCUGAUGUGUUACAGGCCGUCGCAAACAGUAACGCGAGAAUCCUGUUCAUUAGCCGAGACGAGCCAGAAAUCAGAGAGGCUUUGGAGGAGAACGCACCAGAGAUAUUCACAGAGUACAGGAUCACCCCAGACGACGUGCGAUCCGACACCGCCGCUUUUUCGCAGUCCAUCGUCGACAAGAAGUUAUCCAACAAGAGCGAAGAGAUAAGAACGACUAUCUCAGAAGCAAUGACGAAACGAUGCGAAGGCCAAUUCCUGUGGAUUCGAAUGCAAGAGGAAACACUCAGGAAAGGCAUGAGUAAGAAACGGCUUCACGACGCUGUGGAGAAUACACCUCCAGGUCUCGACCGUCUUUAUGACCAUAAUUGGAAAAGAAUCAUGGAGAUGUCUCAAUGGGAGAAAGAUCGGGUCUUUGCGCUGCUGCGUUGGGCUGCCUUUGCGAGGCGGGCUCUGUCAGUCUGGGAGAUCACAGAAGCUGUCCUCAUCACACAGUUCGAAGAACUAGACCCCGACGAGUACCCCGACGAAGUUGACAAUGAGUACGUCAAGACAGAGAUAGUCGGAUUGUGCGGCCCUUUGUUGGAGGUGAAGGAUAUGUUUGUCCAUAUACCUCACUUUUCGGUACGCCAAUACCUUGGACAGCAUCUCCCACUACCAAGCUGGAUUCAGCACAGCGGAAAGCUGCAGAGCUCUUACGAAGCAUACCACCACACAGUUAUUGCGAAGGCCUGUCUGCAGUAUUUCAACCAGCCUCAAGUUUGGCAUGAGGAAUACAACCCGAACAUCACUGGCAGAAGUCUUCGUUGGUACGCUACUGGAAUAUGGGUCAAGCAUAUGAAGGACGCCUCGUCGGAUGACUCAGUUUGGGAACUUGCCACAGAUCUGCUGAGAGAGGAGAACCCGCUAUGGAAGCCAUUUUCCGAGUAUGUGGCCUCAGCCAUGAAUGCGAACGCCAAGAAAGAAGGAGAGACAGAAUAUCACCGACCAUGCAACCCCCUUGAGUAUGCCUUGAAUUACGGGUGGAACGACAUGGCCAAUUACCUCAUAAACGAGACUAAUGCGAACAGACCGAGCUCUUGUGGAAGAGCUCCUCUGAUCGAAGCUUGCAAAGCCAACAUGCCUGAAACGGUAGAGAAACUCCUCCAAUGCGGAGCCGACGUGGGAGCUACAUGGCCAGACACACAUACUUGUCUGCACUUGGCAGUUUGGAACGAGUUUGAUGAAAUAGUCAAGAUAUUACUGAGCCAUGGAGCGGACCCUUCGGCACAAGAUGAUUCUGGAAGAACGCCGCUUCAUGUAGCUUCAGUCAAAGGAAACUUGAGGUGUUGCGACUACUUGAUCAAAGGCGGUGCAGAUCUGACGAAAAAGGAAUAUCAGGGAAUGAAUGCCGUGCAUAUGGCGUGUUGUAAAACCGGCAACAGUGAAGUGGCCAGAUUGAUACUGCAAAGUGGACCUGAUAGCAUGACAGUCGAACAGUCCUCCGCGGGCCCUCCGCUGCAUUUCGUCUGUCGUACCGGCGAUACCGAGAUGGCUAAAGUCUUGAUCGAUCAUGGCUGCGCCCCAUCAUUUACUGUUGUCAAACCCAAUGGUGGUACAGCGGUCAUGUUGGCUGCUGUCCAAGGUCACAUAGACCUGGUCAAGUUACUUCUAGACCAUGGAGCAGAUACUACGCUAUCGACUGUGACAAAGGACGGGGGAUUGACACUGCUACAUCUAGCAUGUAUGAUGGAAGAUUCAGAAGAUUUGAUGAAAGCCAUACUUCGUCCAGGUAUUGAAGAUUCGAUGUUCAUGGUGGAUAGCGAAGGGCGUACUCCGCUACACUUUGCAUCAUAUCAUGGAAGGGCGAACGCGGUCAAUUCAAUUCUUGAUUACAAACACGACAAUAUACGAACUAUGCUCGAUGCAAAGACUACGAAACUUCACACUCCAUUAUGGCGAGCAGCAAGGAAGGGCCAUACCGAAGUUGCAACAGUUCUGUUGGACCAUGGGGCUGCCGAAACUCUUACCAUGGCCGACACGGAUGGAAAGACUGCGUUGUGGAUUGCAUCACGGCAUGGUAAUACCAGCACUGUUGAGAAACUACUGAGUAGAGGAGCUGCAGAAACAAUUGCCGUGGCUUCCGUUGACGGGGAUACACCGUUGUGGGUAGCCGCCAACUACGGUCAUGUGGAUAUCGUCAAGCUAUUACUUGAGCAUGGUGCCGAAUCUACAAUGGCGGUUGUUGAUGUAAAUGGAGAGACACCUUUAUACGCUGCCUCACGCAGGGGCCAUCUAGAGAUAGUCAAAUUACUUCUCAGUCACGGAGCCGAGUCAACCAUUGAAUCUAUCGAUGUCCAUCACGAGACAGCGCUCUACGCUGCCGCAGAUACAGGCCAAGUGGAAAUCGUCAGAGAACUACUGGCUCACGGUGCCAAGUCCACUGUUACAACCAUGACUGCAUUUGGCAACAGCCCAUUAUAUGCUGCAUGUAGAAGUGGGGAGCUUGAUAUUGUCAAGCAACUACUCGAUCAUGGCGCCGAGGCAACCGUUACCGUUGCGAACGACAAGGGUAACACGCCACUUCAUGAAGCGUUAUACAAAGGUCAUGUUGAGAUGAUCAAUCUGUUAUUCGAGCAUGGAGCCGAAUCGACCAUUAGAGCAUUGGAUAAGGAUGGCGACUGUCCGUUGUAUAUGGCAGCGGCGAGAGGAGAUAUUGGGCCCGUUGACAAACUGCUCGAACACGGAGCUGAGUCGGAUAUUGCGACUUUGACGGCUGACAAUAGAUCAACAAUCUUUGCCGCAGCCGAAAGUGGUAGUUUGGAGGUGUUUCAGAGAUUGCUUGAGUAUCCCGAAGCUGAGUCGACUCUAAUGCUCGUGGACGACUACAACAAGAGUAUUCUUUUUGCCGCGUCAAAGGGAGGCAGCGCCGGGAUCGUAAAAGAGCUUCUUGAUCGUGGGGUGGAGAAAUACAUAGAUCUCCCGUCGAAUUGCGGAGACACACCUUUGUCUGCUGCAGCCCAUCACGACCAUGUCGAAGUCGUCACGCUUCUACUAUCGGUCCCCGAAGUCUCCAUCAACCAUGCCAAUAAUUAUGGCGUUACGCCACUAUUCUCCGCUGCUCGCUUCGGUUACGUCGAAAUGGUAAACAUCCUACUAUCAAGUCCAGAUAUCGAACUGGACUGUCAGAACUGGAAGUUCCUCACACCUCUACACGCAGCAGUAGCCAACGGCCACGUCGAGAUAGCAAAGCUCCUGAUUGAAAGCGGCGCCAGCAUCGUAGCCUGGCCAAUUAUAGGUCAGAACUUGCUAUGGUGGGCAGGACGUACGGGAAAGCACGAAAUGGUAGAGCUACUUCAGUCAAUUGGACUGACUGAAGACUCUCUUGGCCCUUUCAGAUAUUUUCACAGAGAAGCUCCACCAGACGAUGCUCCGACUGUUGUCUGCGAUGUCGAGCUUGGGUACUGUGAUGUUUGCACCCUGAGUGUUGAGAAUGACAAGGGAUAUGGCUGUAACAAGUGCUGGAUAUGGGCUACUCUGGUGACAAACACCGAUUAUCUCAAAGGUGUCUUGACGCUCAACUACCGUCUGCGUUGUGUCAAGUCAAGAUACCCUUUACUGGUUCUGUACACCAAUGCACUCUCUGAGGAAGGUCUUGACAUUCUCAAGAAACGAGACAUUAGAACACUGGAAGUGGAACGCAUAUCGCCAACCACCUCACGAGACUACCUUGAAGAUUCGCGGUUCACUGAAUGCUGGACCAAGCUGAUCGCCUUCUCGCUUACCGAUUUCUCACGAAUCGUUCUUUUGGAUUCUGACAUGUUGCCGCUCCACAACAUGGAUGAGCUGAUGGACAUUGAGCUUGAUGCUCCCCCUGAUGAAACUGAAGCUAUGACUGAGAGAAACAGACUCUUUGCUGCUUCUCAUGCGUGCACUUGCAAUCCACUCCGAAAAGCGCAUUAUCCACCAAACUGGAUACCAGCGAACUGUUCGUUCACAUCUCAGCACGACAAGCCCGAUGUUGCUCAGACCCACGGAGCUAGUCUAUCCACAGGUUUAGGUAAACUAAACAGUGGACUUCUCGUCAUCAAUCCAUCCAAGAAUCUCUUCGAUCAGAUUCUCGCCAAGAUGGAUGACCCGAGCUGCUCAGAAUACAAGUUUCCUGACCAAGAUCUUCUCGCAGACGUUUUCAAGGAUCGUUGGGUGGCUUUACCGUACAUCUACAACGCUUUGAAGACCAUGCGUAACCCUAGUGUUCAUGGAGCAAUCUGGCGUGAUGGUCGGGUGAAGAAUGUUCACUACAUUCUGAGUCCCAAGCCUUGGGAUGAGUUGGGAGCUGAUGGUUCGUGGGCUGGUGGGCAGGAAACUCACAAGUGGUGGCAUGAUGCCUACAAGUCGAUGCUUGCAGAGGAAAAGGUUUUGGGUUUAUAG
Fusarium pseudograminearum CS3096 is the source of this 5841-nucleotide messenger RNA. RefSeq lists its product as uncharacterized. The transcript is spliced from 4 exons. The record is from RefSeq and is a predicted model, not a curated record. The coding region runs from base 1 to 5841 and encodes 1946 amino acids. NCBI's taxonomy places the organism in Eukaryota, Fungi, Ascomycota, Sordariomycetes, Hypocreales, Nectriaceae. Gene Ontology annotation, cellular component: cytoplasm. Gene Ontology annotation, molecular function: protein binding; glycosyltransferase activity.